Molecule: messenger RNA, 807 nt
Organism: Aphanomyces astaci
Lineage: Eukaryota; Oomycota; Saprolegniomycetes; Saprolegniales; Verrucalvaceae
Exons: 1
Coding region: 84-731 (215 amino acids)
Source: RefSeq, a predicted model, not a curated record
UUUUGAACUCGCUGCCGACGGAGCAGUCGAACGACCCACGGAAGACUUGGAGUGCCGUCGCCCCAUCUCGCACUGACACGAACAUGGCUUCAUCCAUGGCAACAAAGAGACUUCGCAAGGAAUACAUGGCACUGCGAAAGAACCCCGAAGCGAACAUUGAGGCGAUUCCUCUGGAGAGCAACAUCUUGGAAUGGCAUUACGUGAUCCGCGGCAUCGGAGUGUACGAAGGGGGGUAUUACCACGGGAAGCUCAAGUUUCCUGCCGAAUAUCCCAUGAAACCUCCUGCCGUGUACAUGUUAACGACCAACGGCAGGUUCCAAGUCAACAAACGUCUGUGCUUGAGCAUGUCGGACUAUCACCCAGAAACGUGGAAUCCCAUGUGGUCCGUGAGCAGCAUUCUGGCGGGAUUGUUCUCGUUCAUGAAUGAGAACACACCCACUCUGGGAAGCAUCGUCACCCCCGACGCCGAAAAGCGGAAGCUGGCGGCGUUGAGUCUGGACGAGAACUGCCGCAAUGCGACCUUCGUCACAUGCUUUCCAGACCUCGUGGCGCUGCACGACGAACUGGAGCGGACAAAGCUUGAACGCGGCGAUCAGCCAGCUGACACGACGGCGACGUCAUCGGACGUGAAGAGGGAACUCGGCGUGAUGAUCCUGGACAACGUUUCCACAGUUACGGGUGCAGUUGUCGUCAUAGCGAUCUUCGGCGCCAUGCUUUUAUUUCAGCUGUAGGGUGUAUGUAGUUAUGAUGACCUUAAGAACGCCCAUACUACCGUAUGGCCUACAGUACAACAUGCUUGAACUCACA